Messenger RNA from Oryza brachyantha (malo sina), 3849 nucleotides. RefSeq names its product DNA-directed RNA polymerase 1B, mitochondrial-like. The transcript has 20 exons. Gene Ontology annotation, biological process: mitochondrial transcription. NCBI's taxonomy places the organism in Eukaryota, Viridiplantae, Streptophyta, Magnoliopsida, Poales, Poaceae. Bases 1 to 3234 code for a protein of 1077 amino acids. Gene Ontology annotation, cellular component: mitochondrial DNA-directed RNA polymerase complex. Gene Ontology annotation, molecular function: DNA binding; DNA-directed RNA polymerase activity. The record is from RefSeq and is a predicted model, not a curated record.
AUGGCUAGGGUGAACCAAGCUUUCUUGCUCUCCUCAUGGAGCUGGACGCUGGCGCUGCCCACAACUGACGGCAUGUGCCGGUUCGGUUGUGGUUUGACUGGUGAAAAUAUGGCGGAACAGGUUGAAGUGAGGGUGGAUUCCAAGGAAGCGAAGCCCCGCAUCGAACGGAACCCCCUUCCCUCGAGCCCUUCCUUGCAUUGGCGGCGGCCCGCCGCCAUUCCCCCUUCCUCGACCUCCUGCCCAACUCCGGCCACCGGAUCCGCCUUCCAUUCCUCGUCGCCCCUUCUCCACAUCAACCUCAACUCCCGCCGCCAAACCCUAGCCCACACCUGCUUGCCCCUCAUGUGGCGCCGCCUCCCCGCUCGCCGCCUCGCCUCCGCCCUCCUGUCCGCAUCUUCAGCCGCCGCUCCGCUGCCCCACGCUCUCCACCGCGGCCUCUUCCUUUCCUGUGGACAUCUUGCGCCGGCGCACCCGUGGCAGCAGCAGACGCUGCCGCGGUUCGCGUCAUCCUUCGCCGCCGAGGCCGUCGCCUCCGAGGCCGAGGAGCUGCACCACUCGAGCGAAGAGAUUGCCCGUGGGGACAACUCUAGCCUCCCUGCCCCUGCUCCGGCCACGGGGCAGGAGGGGAGGGAGGUCGGGAGGAGGAGGACCGGGAGAGGGAAGCACUCGGUCGAGGCUAAGGCGUCGCAUGGAUUUGGAUACUACAAGUACGCCAUGCUUCGCCGACGACAGGUCCAGAUUGAGACGGAGGCGUGGGAGCAGGCUGCCAAGGAGUACCGCGAGUUGCUUGCUGACAUGUGCGAGCACAAAUUAGCGCCCAACUUGCCCUACGUCAAAUCGCUCUUCCUUGGCUGGUUUGAGCCACUGCGGGACCAGAUCAUCGCCGAACAGGAUCUUGUGUGUGAGAGAAGGGCGCGGGCCUCCCAUGCCCGCUAUUUCAACAUGCUUCCAGCUGAUAUGAUGGCCGUCAUCACCAUGCACAAGCUCAUGGGUCUGCUCAUGACCGGUAGCGGCGAUGGAAGUGUACGAGUCAUCCAGGCUGCGUGCCAGAUCGGCGAGGCAAUAGAGCAUGAGGUUCGACUCCACAAAUUUCUAGAGAAGCCAAAGAAAAAAAGAAGUAAAGAAAUGGAUAAUGAAGAAGAAGUAGGUUGCUCAGACAUUGCCAAAGAACAAGAGCGCCUAAGAAAGAAGGUUACUGAUCUGAUGAAAAAACACAAAUUACGGCAAGUAAGAUAUAUAGUAAAGAAGCAAGAUAACUCCAAGCCAUGGGGUCAAGAUGUUCAUGCAAAAGUUGGUAGUCGUUUGAUUGAGCUUAUGAUUGAAACAGCAUAUAUACAACCACCUGCUAGCCAAUCUGCAGAUGGUCCACCUGACAUCCGUCCUGCUUUCACACAUGAAAUGAGAACUGUGGCAAAAGAGCAACAGAAGUCUAGUCGGCGAUAUGGUGUGAUCAAGUGUGAUCCACUGGUCCGACAAGGGCUUGAUAGAACAGCAAAGCAUAUGGUCAUACCUUACAUGCCUAUGUUAAUUCCGCCAAUCAGCUGGACUGGGUAUGACAAGGGUGCACAUUUAUUUUUACCAUCCUAUGUGAUGCGCACCCAUGGAGCUAGACAACAGAGGGAGGCUGUCAAAAGGGCUCCAAGGGAACAAAUGCAAUCUGUGUUUGAGGCCUUAGAUACUCUUGGGAGCACCAAGUGGAGGGUUAACAAAAGAGUUCUUAGUAUCGUCGACAGAAUAUGGUCAAGUGGUGGUCGGCUUGCUGACUUGGUUGAUCGCUCUGAUGUUGCUUUACCAGAGAAGCCUGACACUGAAGAUGAAGCCAAGUUGAAGAAAUGGAGGUGGAACUUGAAGGCAGCCAAGAAGGAAAAUAGUGAAAGGCACUCCCAAAGAUGUGAUGUAGAACUGAAACUUGCUGUAGCUCGUAAAAUGAAGGAUGAAGAGGGUUUCUACUAUCCACACAACCUUGAUUUUAGAGGCCGUGCUUAUCCAAUGCAUCCUUACUUGAACCACUUGGGUUCAGAUCUUUGUCGUGGAGUUUUAGAGUUUGCGGAAGGUCGACCGCUUGGAAAAUCGGGGUUGCGCUGGCUAAAGAUACAUCUAGCAAAUUUAUAUGCUGGUGGUGUUGACAAAUUAUCAUAUGAUGGCCGGAUUGCAUUCACAGAGAACCACUUGGAGGACAUAUUUGACUCGGCUGAUAGACCUCUCGAAGGCAAGAGAUGGUGGCUUGGAGCUGAGGAUCCGUUUCAAUGCCUGGCAGUGUGCAUAAAUCUCACUGAAGCCCUACGAAGCCCCUCACCAGAAACAAUGAUCUCACAUAUUCCUGUGCAUCAGGAUGGUUCUUGUAAUGGCCUGCAGCACUAUGCUGCUCUUGGAAGGGACAAGUUGGGAGCAAUUGCUGUGAACUUAGUUGCCGGGGAGAAACCUGCAGAUGUUUAUACUGGAAUAGCUACCAGGGUGCUGGAAAUUAUGAGGAACGAUGCGCUAAAAGAUCCUGCUACAGAUCCUGAUGCAGCACGUGCACGAAUGCUAGUUGAUCAGGUUGAUAGGAAAUUGGUAAAGCAAACUGUGAUGACAUCUGUGUACGGUGUCACUUAUGUUGGAGCACGUGAGCAAAUAAAAAGAAGAUUAAAGGAGAGAGACAUGAUUGGUGAUGAUUCAGAACUUUUUAGUGCAUCAUGCUAUGCUGCUAAGGUUACUCUGACAGCACUUGGUGAGAUGUUCCAAGCUGCUCGUAGCAUUAUGAACUGGCUUGGAGACUGUGCCAAGAUAAUUGCUUGUGAAAAUGAACCUGUGAAAUGGACAACCCCUCUUGGUCUGCCAGUUGUUCAACCAUAUCGCAAACUUGGGAGGCAUCUCAUUAAAACAUCAUUACAAGUACUGACUCUUCAACGGGAAACAGACAAGGUUAUGGUCAAACGGCAGAGGACAGCUUUUCCUCCAAACUUUGUGCACUCCCUUGACGGUUCUCAUAUGAUGAUGACUGCUGUUGCUUGCAAAAGGCAAGGCCUGAAUUUUGCAGGGGUGCAUGAUUCAUAUUGGACGCAUGCUUGUGAUGUUGAUACAAUGAACAAAAUACUACGAGAGAAGUUUGUGGAACUAUACGAUACACCCAUCCUAGAAAAUUUGUUGGGGAGCUUUGAGAAGUCUUUCCCGGAGUUAAAAUUCCCUCCAUUGCCAGAGAGGGGAGAUUUUGAUCUCAAGGAUGUCCUGGGAUCUCCAUAUUUCUUCAACUAGCUCAAUUGUGGUGGCAUGUUCUACCUUGCUUUGCUGCGCAUCUGUCUUAGCAUGCAUUCCAAGUUCUCUUGAAGUAUACGAGCGACCAACAGACUCAAAUGGCGAAACUAAUUACUUUGAUGGCUGACUUAAAAAGAUUCUUGGAUGGCUUGGGAGAAAGCUGAAGGUAUCCCUUUUGAAUUAAGAUAAACUUUUAUUGCCCAAGAAGCUGGCAAUAAACAUUACUGACCCAGGAGAUGAUUGGAGUAUAUCAGCACAGGGAGGUUUUGCUCCGUUUAGGCUUAUCGUAGUAUUCGUCAGUGGCUCUUUAUAUAUAAUUUUUUUUGUCAGGCUCACGUUUAGCAGGGAUACAUCUCUGAUCCAUGUAAAUGUAAUUAUGUAAUUUUGGCUAUCUUAUGCUAAUUCCAUUUCUUUUUGUGGUUUAUAGAGUGGUGAAUCUGGUAGUUGAAUUUGUAAGGUAUUAAUAUCUUCAAUAAUAAGCGAUAUGGCUUCCCCAUCAUUUCAGGCAUGCUCCAAGAUUUUGGAGAUACAACACUUUGGCAAUUCAUUGCUAACAUUUCCCAAAUUUUUAAUAUUCCAAGGUAUUUGAAAUAAAAUUUUGUAUUGUCGCCUGGA